Molecule: messenger RNA, 933 nt
Organism: Triticum turgidum subsp. durum (durum wheat)
Lineage: Eukaryota; Viridiplantae; Streptophyta; Magnoliopsida; Poales; Poaceae
Source: the annotation of a GenBank genome assembly
AUGGCGAGGCACUUCCUGCUCAACACGGGAAACCGGAUGCCCUCGGUGGGGCUCGGCACCUGGCAGGCCGACCCCGGCGUCGUCGGCGCCGCCGUCUACGCCGCCGUCAAGGCGGGUUACCGACACAUCGAUUGCGCCAGCGAAUAUGGCAAUGAGAAGGAGAUUGGUUUGGCGCUGAAGACACUAUUUGAAGAGGGUAUAGUGAAGCGUGAAGAUCUGUUUAUCACCUCUAAGCUAUGGAAUGACUGUCACGCUCCUGAAGAUGUGCCAGAGGCACUAAAUAAAAGCCUCAAUGAUUUACAGCUUGAUUACUUGGAUCUUUAUCUUAUCCAUUGCCCAUUUAGUGUCAAGAGGGGAAAAGACCAUAGCCCUGAAAACUUUGUUACACCUAACAUCCCUGUUACUUGGGGGGCAAUGGAAAAGUUACAUCAUGCUGGCAAAGCUCGCGCGAUUGGUGUGAGCAACUUCUCAUCAAAGAAGUUGGGUGACUUGCUUUCUGUAGCUCGUGUACCUCCUGCUGUUAAUCAGGUGGAAUGUCAUCCUGGUUGGCAGCAAACUAAGCUCCACAACUUUUGUCAGUCAACUGGAGUUCAUCUUAGUGCUUACUCACCACUAGGUUCACCUGGUACUACUUGGAUGAAUGGUAACGUCCUUAAAGAACCAAUGAUUAUCUCAAUAGCUGAGAAACUCGGCAAGACAACUGGACAAGUGGCUCUGCUCUGGAACAUCCAGAUGGGUCACAGUGUACUACCAAAGAGCACAAAUCAAGAAAGGAUAAAGAAAAACCUCGAUGUUUACGAUUGGACAAUUCAAGAUGAUGUGCUUGCAAAGUUCUCAGAGAUUCAGCAGGCUAGGCUGUUGAGAGGCGACUUUAUGAUUAAUCCACAGAGCGUUUACAAGACCCAUGAGGAGUUCUGGGAUGGUGGAAUUUAA